Molecule: messenger RNA, 904 nt
Organism: Cucumis melo (muskmelon)
Lineage: Eukaryota; Viridiplantae; Streptophyta; Magnoliopsida; Cucurbitales; Cucurbitaceae
Product: dirigent protein 22-like
Exons: 1
Coding region: 163-741 (192 amino acids)
Source: RefSeq, a predicted model, not a curated record
UUGUUUUCCUUUAGAAGUCCAACAACGAAGGUCCAAUCCACCAACGCCAUUACCUUUUACUUUUCUUCUCCCCAUUUAUAUCAAAAACAAUCCAUAAUUAAUGGAAAUCCACCGCUUAAAAUUACUUUAAAUUCCUCCACUACCAUUUCCCCACUUCCUUCCAUGGCUCCAAUUCUCAUCCCCAAGCCCUCCACCGCCGUCCCCGCUGCCAUUUUUUUCUCUCUCUUCCUCACCUCCCUCCUCGCCGCAUCGGACACCGUUCUUUCACCAGAAAAGCUCGGCAUCCGGCGGCGGGAGAAGCUGAGUCAUCUCCACUUUUACUUCCACGACAUCGUCAGCGGCCGGGACCCCACGGCGGUGUCUGUCGUCCCACCGCCGUCCAAUGCCUCACGGACUCUGUUCGGCGCGGUGGUGAUGACGGAUGAUCCGCUGACUGAACGACCGGAAAUUGGGUCGAAGUUGCUGGGAAAAGCUCAAGGAUUUUACACGGGGGCGUCGCAAACGGAAUUUGGGUUCUUGAUGGUAAUGAAUUUUGCGUUUGUAGAAGGGAAAUAUAAUGGGAGUUACUUGAGCAUCUUGGGGAGGAAUACGGUUAUGUCCGCCGUGAGAGAGAUGCCGGUGGUCGGCGGCGGUGGGCUUUUCCGGUUUGCUCGCGGGUAUGCUCUGGCAAAGACUUAUGCCGUGAAUUUCAGCUCCGGCGAUGCCGUUGUGGAGUAUAAUGUCUAUGUCUUUCACUACUAAACAAAACGUAUUUGGGAAUUUUUCUUUCUUCCUCUCUUUUUCUUUUUUAAAGUUUAUGUAGCGACCAUAUAUGAAAGUGAACCUUAGGUUUAAAUUCAAAAUAUUAUGUGGGGUGGUUCACAAAAUUUAAAUUAAAUAGUAGAUUUAAAUUUCUAUGUUGGUA